GAGGAAUCCGGCAACCGUAACGAUCCACUUUCUUCGUUUCAGAGGCACAGUCGUUGUGCAAAAGAUCGCGCGCCAUGUAUCUUUCAAUGUCGGCGUCCGAAUUAGCAUAAUCCAUGGAUUCGAGAUCUUACGAGCGGUAUUUACGUCGGCUACGCUUGGCGCCUGAAUCUAGGGUGCAGUAUUUCGACAGCCGAGAGGGGAACAUAUCGAAUGAAUAUCUCAACGACCAAGAGCUCGAGGCAAAGAUGCCAAAUAUCAUCAGCGCCGUUGAUGAUAGCGCACAGCGAAGUCCUGGGAGUUUAACAGGAAAUCCUUCUCCACCUUUCAUCCUGAUGCAAGCCCAAAAUUGCUCUUUAAGCGCCUCCAACAUAUCUGCUAACUGAUUCAUAGUUCUGCUGCGGGCUACGCGUUAAGGCCGGACAAUCCCCUUCAACUGUCUUCCAAGAUUCUGCGAUCUUUUUUUGAAACCGGCCUCUUCCAUCAACAUCCAGCAGCUAUAAAACAUCAGGCCCAUUGCCAUUCAUGUGCUUCUUCUAGCUCCGACGGGCUUUGAGAUCAUCUACUGCGCCUUGAAGAUCCGGCUGAAGGACCUAGCAAGUGUCUGCUUUCUGGGCUCUAGCGACUUAGCAAUUCUCACAGACUUAAGAGCCAGCUGCCUCCGUAAGGCUUCUGCAUUUCGGGCAUAUCCGCUCUACCUUUUGAACUCUAUUAUCGAAAGCGCGACCGAGCUCAUCGAGUCACGGUCAAACGG
Trematosphaeria pertusa is the source of this 751-nucleotide messenger RNA. RefSeq lists its product as uncharacterized. The transcript is spliced from 5 exons. Lineage: Eukaryota; Fungi; Ascomycota; Dothideomycetes; Pleosporales; Trematosphaeriaceae. The annotation marks the transcript as partial. The record is from RefSeq and is a predicted model, not a curated record.